AUGUGUGCGAAAAAACUUAAUGCAUAUUUUGAUCCAUCGAAUUUCUUUUUCGGACAAUCGCGUAAACGCGCUGCAGCGAAAUACGAUACUGAUGAUGGAACUAACGAAGAAUCAGGUUAUUACAGUUCAACGUACGCAUCGGGUAAUGAUGCAAGUGAUGCACCUCUUCGUUUUAUUAUUAUCCGUCAUGGAGAACGUGUUGACGUUAUGUUUGGUGCCGGUUGGACACAACGUGCUUUCGAUGCAAGCGGUCGCUAUCACGCGUUCGAUCCAAAUAUGCCACCGUCGUUGCCACAUCGAACGAAUUGGUUAGACUAUGACGUUGAUACACCAUUGACUGCGAAAGGUUUAUCUCAAUCAUGGAAUGUGGGCAGUGUUCUUCAUAGAUACAAUUUACCGGUAACAGCUUGUUAUUCUUCACCAGCUUUUCGUAGUAUUCAAACAGCCGAUCGCAUACUGGAAGGCAUGGGUCGAAAAGGUAAAGAAAAGUUCUC
This is a messenger RNA of Adineta ricciae, 494 nucleotides long. The record is from the annotation of a GenBank genome assembly. NCBI's taxonomy places the organism in Eukaryota, Metazoa, Rotifera, Eurotatoria, Adinetida, Adinetidae.